GUGAGGGGAGGGAGAGGGGCCCGGAGGGUGACCUGGAGGAGGGCUCUGGAAGUCACGUCAGGUUGGCUGCUUCAGGUUCAUUUCCAUAGUUCCCUGCGGCCUCUGCCUCGGGGAGUUAUGUUUUGUUACCGAGAUCCGCGCUACCAGAUUGCACCGGGGCUGAUUUGGGGGCUGGGAAUUUGCCAUUCUGCUGUACAGACACUGAUUUUUUUUUUUCUUCUUUUUAAAAAGCAAGAUUUUAGGUGAUGGGCAAAUCAGAAAGUCAGAUGGGUAUAACUGAUAUCAACACUCCAAAGCCAAAGAAGAAACAGCGAUGGACCCCGCUGGAGAUCAGCCUCUCGGUCCUUGUCCUGCUCCUCACUAUCAUAGCUGUGACAAUGAUCGCACUCUAUGCAACCUACGAUGAUGGUAUUUGCAAGUCAUCAGACUGCAUAAAAUCAGCUGCUCGACUGAUCCAAAACAUGGAUGCCACCGCUGAGCCUUGUACAGACUUUUUCAAAUAUGCCUGCGGAGGCUGGUUGAAACGCAAUGUCAUUCCUGAGACUAGCUCCCGUUACGGCAACUUUGACAUUUUAAGAGAUGAACUAGAAGUCGUUUUGAAAGAUGUCCUUCAAGAACCUAAAACUGAAGAUAUAGUAGCAGUGCAGAAAGCAAAAACAUUGUACAGGUCUUGUAUAAACGAAUCUGCUAUUGAUCGCAGAGGUGGAGAACCUCUACUCAAACUGUUACCAGACAUAUAUGGGUGGCCAGUAGCAACAGAAAACUGGGAGCAAAAAUAUGGUGCUUCUUGGACAGCUGAAAAAGCUAUUGCACAACUGAAUUCUAAAUAUGGGAAAAAAGUCCUUAUUAAUUUGUUUGUUGGCACUGAUGAUAAGAAUUCUGUGAAUCAUGUAAUUCAUAUUGACCAACCUCGACUUGGCCUCCCUUCUAGAGAUUACUAUGAAUGCACUGGAAUCUAUAAAGAGGCUUGUACAGCGUAUGUGGAUUUUAUGAUUUCCGUGGCCAGACUGAUUCGUCAGGAAGAAAGAUUGCCCGUCGAUGAAAACCAGCUUGCUUUGGAAAUGAAUAAAGUUAUGGAAUUGGAAAAAGAAAUUGCCAAUGCUACGGCUAAACCUGAAGAUCGAAAUGAUCCAAUGCUUCUUUAUAACAAGAUGACAUUGGCCCAGAUCCAAAAUAACUUUUCACUAGAGAUCAACGGGAAGCCAUUCAGCUGGUUGAAUUUCACAAAUGAAAUCAUGUCAACUGUGAAUAUUAGUAUUACAAAUGAGGAAGAUGUGGUUGUUUAUGCUCCAGAGUAUUUAACCAAACUUAAGCCCAUUCUUACCAAAUAUUCUGCCAGAGAUCUUCAAAAUUUAAUGUCCUGGAGAUUCAUAAUGGAUCUUGUAAGCAGCCUCAGCCGAACCUACAAGGAGUCCAGAAAUGCUUUCCGCAAGGCCCUUUAUGGUACAACCUCAGAAACAGCAACUUGGAGACGUUGUGCAAACUAUGUCAAUGGGAAUAUGGAAAAUGCUGUGGGGAGGCUUUAUGUGGAAGCAGCAUUUGCUGGAGAGAGUAAACACGUGGUUGAGGAUUUAAUUGCACAGAUCCGAGAAGUUUUUAUUCAGACUUUAGAUGACCUCACUUGGAUGGAUGCCGAGACAAAAAAGAGAGCUGAAGAAAAGGCAUUAGCGAUUAAAGAAAGGAUCGGCUAUCCUGAUGACAUUGUUUCAAAUGAUAACAAACUGAAUAAUGAGUACCUCGAGUUGAACUACAAAGAAGAUGAAUACUUUGAGAACAUAAUUCAAAAUUUGAAAUUCAGCCAAAGUAAACAACUGAAGAAGCUCCGAGAAAAGGUGGACAAAGACGAGUGGAUAAGUGGAGCAGCUGUAGUCAAUGCAUUUUACUCUUCAGGAAGAAAUCAGAUAGUCUUCCCAGCCGGCAUUCUGCAGCCCCCCUUCUUUAGUGCCCAGCAGUCCAACUCAUUGAACUAUGGGGGCAUCGGCAUGGUCAUAGGACACGAAAUCACCCAUGGCUUCGAUGACAAUGGCAGAAACUUUAACAAAGAUGGAGACCUCGUUGACUGGUGGACUCAACAGUCUGCAAGUAACUUUAAGGAGCAAUCCCAGUGCAUGGUGUAUCAGUAUGGAAACUUUUCCUGGGACCUGGCAGGUGGACAGCACCUCAAUGGAAUUAAUACACUGGGAGAAAACAUUGCUGAUAAUGGAGGUCUUGGUCAAGCAUACAGAGCCUAUCAGAAUUAUAUUAAAAAGAAUGGCGAAGAAAAAUUACUUCCUGGACUUGACCUAAAUCACAAACAACUAUUUUUCUUGAACUUUGCACAGGUGUGGUGUGGAACCUAUAGGCCAGAGUAUGCGGUCAACUCCAUUAAAACAGAUGUGCACAGUCCAGGCAAUUUCAGGAUUAUUGGGACUUUGCAAAACUCUGCAGAGUUUUCAGAAGCCUUUCACUGCCGCAAGAAUUCAUAUAUGAAUCCAGAAAAGAAGUGCCGGGUUUGGUGAUCUUCAAAAGAAGCAGUACAGCCCUUGGCUAGACUUGCCAACACCACAGAAAUGGGGAAUUCUCUAAUCGAAAGAAAAUGGGCCCUAGGGGUCAUUGUACUGACUUGGGGGUGAUUAACAGAGAGGGGACCAUCACAAUACAAAUAACAUUAGGUUGUUCUAGAAAGGAUGUGGAGGGAGGAAGGGGGUCUAAGGUCUAUCAAGUCAGUCACUUCUCACUGUGUACAUAAUGCUUAAUUUCUAACGAUAAUAUUACUGUUUAUUUCUGUUUCUCAUAUGGUCUACCAGUUUGCUGAUGUCCCUGGAAAACAAUGCAAAACCUUUGAGGUAGACCAGGAUUUCUAAUCAAAAGGGAAAAGAAGAUGUUGAAGAAUACAGUUAGGCACCAGAAGAACAGUAGGUGACACUACAGUUUAAAACACAUUGCCUAACUACUAGUUUUUACUUUUAUUUGCAACAUUUACAGUCCUUCAAAACCCUUCCAAAGAAUUCUUAUACACAUUGGGGCCUUGGAGCUUAUAUAGUUUUAAACUCAUUUUUGCCAUACAUCACUUAUUCAUUCUGUGAUCAUUUAUUUUAAGCACUCUUAAAGCAAAAAAUGAAUGUCUAAAAUUGUUUUUUGUUGUACCUGCUUGACUGAUGCUGAGAUUCUUAAGGCUUCCUGCAAUUUUCUAAGCAAUUUCUUGCUCUAUCUCUCAAAACUUGGUAUUUUUAAGAGAUUUAUAUAAAUGUAAAAAUAAUAAUUUUUAUAUUUAAUUAUUGACUACAUUUAUGAGUAACUAUUAUUAUAGGUAAUCAAUGAAUAUUGAAGUUUCAGCUUAAAAUAAACAGUUGUGAACCAAGAUCUGUAAAGUGAUAUACAGAUGAAAAUUUGAGACUAUUUAAACUUAUAAAUCAUAUUGAUGAAAAGCUUUAAGCACAAACUUUAGGGUAAAAAUUGCCAUUGGACAGUUGUCUAGAGAUAUAUAUAUACUUGUGGUUUUCAAAUUGGACUUUCAAAAUUAAAUCUGUCCCUAAGAGUGUCUCUGAUAAAAGGGCAUAUCUGCAUCUAUGUAGCUCUGCGUCUCCUGUCUUUUCAGGUUUGUCAUCAGAUGGAAAUAUUUUGAUAAUAAAUUGAACUUGUGAACUCAUUA
Molecule: messenger RNA, 3631 nt
Organism: Symphalangus syndactylus (siamang)
Lineage: Eukaryota; Metazoa; Chordata; Mammalia; Primates; Hylobatidae
Gene: MME
Product: membrane metalloendopeptidase
Biological process (GO): protein processing; amyloid-beta clearance
Cellular component (GO): plasma membrane
Molecular function (GO): metalloendopeptidase activity
Source: RefSeq, a predicted model, not a curated record